GCCCGGGCCGGCGCUGUUAGAGACGGGAGGGGGGGGGGGGUGUUGUCCUCCCCCGCGCGCCCGUGUGUGUGGGGGGUCACGUGGCACGCGCAGUCUCCGCCCGCAUCCGCCUGGCGUCGCCGCCGCCGCCGCCGCGUCCUCCACGGGCCAACAGGUUGAUUCCGGCGAGCCUCUUCGGACGACCUGCGCCCGCCAGCGCCGUUUUCUCGCCACCAUCUGCCGCAGGACCACGCCGCGUCGUAGCCGCUCGCGCAAACCCGGCAUUCUCCGCCAAGCGCACAAACCGCACGGCAAGUGUGCGCCUCGGCGCUGGGAGGUGCUGCACCCCGGAAGUGAAACCGGCGCGCGCGAUCAUCUCUCCGGACCGCGGCUCGGCCUCCGGAGAGCGGGAGGAGCGCAGCGACCUCGACUAUCGGAUCGCCACUGGCCUCCCUCCCACAUCGGGCGCCCCCCACCGCCGCCCCCCCUUCGAGACCGCUCUCCCCCCGAUCGCUCGGCUACUGCUCCCGAGUGGAAUCUGCGUCUGGUUUCGGUUUCAGUUUACCCCUUCACCGCUCACCGAGCUGUCGGUUUGCGGGGUGCAAAAGGGGGGUUUGGUGCUUUUGACGCUUGCGUCGUCCUUGCGUCUUCACGGAAACGUAGCCGUCAUCGCUGUUGGAACCGCCGCCACCGGCUGGCCACCGCGCUCGUCAUUGCUGUGUGUCGCGCUGACCGUCGCUGUGUGAGGCUGUGAACGGCGUGCAGUGUUCGCGAACAGUGUGUCGACUUGGACUUCUGCGUCAUCCCUUUCCUGUCGCAGACGCCUUGAUGUACGUACCGCCUCGUGUAUCAAUGGUAGCGCGUGCGGGAAGCGUGGCUCUCCCCCUCUCCACACCGAUCUACAUCAGCUCAUACCCGGCCCGGAGCGGAGCCUCGGGCUAUGCGACCCCCCGCCACUGAAGACCACAGCGCCCUGAACGACUCGAUACCGGCCGAGGACGCCCGGCAGACAGAUCUCACAAUCCAGCAGCUACGGGACCAAGUGGGCCAAGACAGCGUCACAUUACAGAUCCCAAGUGCGGAGCGGCUGUUGGAGCUUCAGCGGCAGUUGGCGGACAAGGAGCGGGCACUGCAGGAGUCCCAGUCCCAGGUCUGCCUCAAGCUACACGAGGCUGAGGACAAGAUCUCACAACUCGAAAGUGCCUUGGAACACACCCAGUGUGAACUGCUGAAAGCUAGGGGCAAAUCGGACACCAAUGGAAGCCGGUCCGAUGAAAUGGAAAUGCUCAUGACCGACUUGGAACGUGCAAAUCAGCGCGCCGUGGCGGCCGAGCAGGAUUCGGUGCUGUUGCGAGACCAGCUGUCUGACAUGGACUCCUCGUCGCCGCCUCCGCCGUCCUCGACGCGGGACACCGCGUCGCCCUCGCGGGCAGCGCUCGAGCUGCAGCUCGCCUCCAAGGACAAGGAGAUAUCUCAACUAGUCGAAGAUAUUAGGAAGCUGCAGUCGGCAGUGGAUUCUCUAAAAGAGACAAGUGCCUCACAGAUUGCUCAACUCGAAGGAAUGCUCGCAGAAAAGUCUAGAAUCAUCCAAGAGCUCGAAGACAGGCUGGAUCGACAAAAAGAUUACGAGGACAUCAAGAACGAAUUGAGAAACCUCAAGAUGCUGGAGGACAGCGACAACCCCAGUGACGACCAAGAUGAGAAGCCCACUUUAGUGUCGCCCAGCAACAACAACAACAACAAUUGUGUCGAUCUCGUGUUGUACGGCAAGAACCGGACGAGACUUUCGCCGCCUCUAGCAAAAGACGACGCAGGUUCCCCUCGCAGUCGACUGCAAAACGUCGAAGCGUUCGGUUCGCUUCUCGGCGAGGAGAUCGUCUCGUCCUUCUCGCGGAUGCUGAAGAGCGAGCAGCCGCAGCAGCCGAUCGUCUCGAGCCCGCCGGCGACUCCAAAGUCCGUGGACGCCGACGCCAUGUCCACGGGAACCGACACUUCGACGGGCAGCGGCCGCGGCGGGGCGGACGAGGCGGCCGGAGCGACGCCGCCGACACCGGACCCGGUGAUUGGAGCGUCUCUCGAGCGCCUGCAGGAGUGCCUGCGCCAGAACAUGGAGCGGCACGCGUGCGAGGCGCUCAACACGCAGAAUGUGGCACGCGCGGUGCGCGAGUUGCUGAGCGCACACAACGUGGGCCAGCGUCUGUUCGCGCGCUUCGUGCUCGGCCUGUCGCAGGGCACAGUGAGCGAGCUGCUCUCCAAGCCCAAGCCCUGGGACAAGCUUACCGAGAAGGGCCGCGACUCGUACCGCAAGAUGCACGCAUGGGCCUCGGACGACUUCUGUGUCUUCAUGCUCAAGUCACUCGUUCCUAAGAAAGGCAAGGAGUCUGGCGGCUCCAGCGCUUCGAGCCGCCAGGAGGACGCGGCCGCCGAGGAACGCAUCGCGCAGAUCCUCAGCGAAGCCCAGCAAGCCAUGACGAUUCCGAUGAGCAAGGAGCGCAGCCCGGCGCCGCCGUCGUCUGGAGCGCAGAACGGCGCGGCCGACGACUCCCACGCUGACAGCGACCAGGACGGCGACGCCAACAACGCAAACAACACGCAGUCUUCAGCGUCACACAGGGAUGCCAAGCGGUCCAGCAGAAAGUACGAGAACGACGACAUACCGCAGGAGAUGGUUGCGCGCAUCUACCAGGAGGAGUUGGCCAAGCUGAUGGGCCAGCGAGUGGAGGAAAGCUUCCGGCAGCAGCAGUACGACCGCACGCACGAGGAGAUCCGUCAGGCGCUGUCUAUCUACCACCACGAGUUGUCGCGGCUCUCGCAGCUCGCGCUAACGCCGGGCCACGAGUUCGCGCGCUUCGGCGCGGCUGCUCUGCCCGGAGCGUUGCUUAAUGGCGCCUUCCCGGGCCUGUCGCUGGGACCCGAGCUGAGGGGCGGUCACGGUGCGGCAGCUGCUGCUUCGGCCGCGGCGGCGGCUGCGGCUGCGGCUAGGGUCGCGGCCGCCGAUUCCGCCGAAGCCAUGCGUGCGGCGCACGAACAGCAACAGCAGCAGCAACAGCAACAACCUCCGGCUUCGCAGCACCAGCGUCGAGGUGGAUCUUCCCUUGCUGCGCAGUUGGCGCCGAGGGACUGGCACAAGCAGCGCGGCGGCAACAAAUACAGUAGCGCAUUCUCGCUGGUGCGGCCGGGCGUCAAGUUCCCGGGCUCCGGUUCGACCCCGAGUCCUCCGGGCGCCGCUGGCGUCCUGGGCCUGUCGGACACGCCUCCGGGCGGCGCGGCGCCCGAAGACCUCGGGUCUUCGCCGUUGCAGCGCAUGCAGUCCAUCACCAACUCGCUGCUGACGCAGACGGCGACGCCGACCAUGCCUACGACAAAUCAGCGCCAGAACAAGGCCGUCCUACCGCCCAUUACGCAGCAGCAGUUCGACCAGUACAACAACCUCAACACCGAGGAGAUAGUCAAGAAGGUGAAGGAGCAGCUGAGCCAGUACUCAAUCAGCCAGCGUCUGUUCGGCGAGAACGUACUGGGCCUGUCCCAGGGCUCGGUGUCCGACCUGCUGGCGCGGCCCAAGCCGUGGCAUAUGCUGACGCAGAAAGGCCGCGAGCCCUUCAUCCGCAUGAAGAUCUUCCUCGAGGACGAGAAUGCCGUACACAAGCUGGUCGCCUCGCAAUACAAGAUCGCCCCCGAGAAGCUCAUGCGCACCUCGGGAUUCACCGCCGCCUCCAGCCCGCUCGCUGGUUCGAGCAAGCUUCCCGCAUCCAGUGCAGCGGCGGCCAGGGCUGCUGCCGCGCGUGACCUGCCAUCGCAUCGCAACAGCCACUGUGACAGCGCGUCUCCGCUGCUCGGCAAGGGGCCCUUCAGCGCCUCGCCCGAGCUGCAGGUGGCGCUCAUGCAACAGCACCACCAACAGCAACAGCAGCAGCAGCAGCAGCAGCAACAGCAGCAACAACAGCAGCAGGACUCCCGCGUGGCGAUGUACGCGCCACCUUCGAGUCCUACGGCGGCUGCACGCAAGGGCCACUCUCACCACCCGAGCGGCGGCGGCCGAUCUCUGCCGUACGUGCAGCCCUCGGUUUACGAGAUGGCGGCACUCACCACCGACCUGGACACGCAGACCAUCACGGCCAAGAUUAAGGAGACGCUUAUGGCGCACAACAUUGGCCAGAAGAUCUUCGGCGAGGCCGUGCUUGGGCUGUCUCAGGGCUCUGUGAGUGAACUGUUGUCCAAGCCCAAGCCAUGGCACAUGCUGAGCAUUAAGGGCAGGGAGCCUUUCAUCCGCAUGCAGCUCUGGCUGAACGACCCGCACAACGUCGAGAAGCUGCAAGUUAUCAAGAAUGAGCGCAGAGAAGCGAACAAGCGGCGCCGGACGCACGUGGACCUGGAGGCUGCUCCGCGUCCCAUGGAGGCGCAGCCCCCUUCGCUACCGGCCCUGACGGCCGGCGCUGGGAGCUUCCCAUUCGCAGCGCCGUCGUCCCCUUUCCCAGCGGCCAAGAAGCCGCGCGUGCUCUUUUCGGACGAGCAGAAGGAAGCGCUGCGGCUUGCCUUCUCCAUGGACCCGUACCCGAGCACGGCCACCAUCGAGUUCCUCGCAAACGAGCUGGGACUCUCUGUACGCACCAUCACCAACUGGUUUCACAACCACCGCAUGCGGCUCAAGCAGCACGUCGUCUCUCCUGGUCCCGACGAUAACCAGUCGCCGAGAAGCGAGCCGCCGACGCUUCUCGGCCCGCCACCCGGUUCGCGCGAGGGCUCCGCCUCUUUCGACCCGGCUCUGUUCCGAGGCCUCCUCGUUCAGCGGCUCGCCGAAAUGCACGGAAGUGGCGGGGACAAGAGCGGGCCCAGCGCUUUCGGCGCGGGCGCCGGCGGCGCUCUCAGCCUCAACGCCUACAACAGCUACUCCCCGUCGUCGCAGCAGGGCAACGACGAAGGCACGCUGGACCUGAGCAUGUCGUCGAGCCAGGCGUCUUCUGGUCGUAGAACGUGGGCACGCGGUGGCGGAACGCCCACCGAAGACCUGGAUGACUCAAACUUGUCCCAAGAAGAACAUACGGCCGCGGGCAGUGACCGCGACUCGCUGAAGGAAGAGAGCAUCUCGACGCCUUCACCAGCGCCGCCACGGAACGCUGGCGUUGGCGCUCUCGGUCAGCACAACAGUUACAGCAGUCGACGACGGAAACCGGCGGCGCCCAAGUGGGUGGACCCCGGCCUGUCGCCGGACUCGGACGACGCCGAGGACGACGAGGCGAGUGCCAACGUGGACGACGACUGCGGUGCGGCGGGAGGCGAUGGGGAAAGCGCCAUCAUCAACGGCGUGUGCGUCCGCCAGACGGCCGCCGCUGGUGAUUUCGGGCUGAGACUUCGCGAGACGGUGCGGGUGGACCCCGUAGCGGCCGCCGACGAAGCCCGCAAGAGCGCCGAGAGGGACGAGUUGGAAGAGGACGACGACGACGAAGAGGAGGAGACGGCGCUCGAGCUGUGCACAACCGCCAAGAAAUCCAGCAGCGGCGACGGAAUUCGAAAACUAGAACAGAGGCUGGACAACCGCGGCGAGGAACGCGGCGAGGACUGGGAGUUCUAGAAUAUUACAUACCGUGCACGCAGCUGCCCACGUCUAGUACUAGCCCAUUCGAAGCCUCCGCCCGAGUUGCGUCGACAGCAGCGAUCCAACUCGGCCACCAGCUCCGUUGCUGGCUCUUCACAUACAGCCCGUCCCUGCAUCCCAAUGUUAGGUUUACCGCCUGAGGUGUGAGACCGGCGCAAGGAUUCCUUCAACCAGGCGAAGCCCUACAAUUCGGUGAUUACUGUGGCUGGCAAAGGGGCCACAACUUUUUUUCUCUAAGUAGAACAUCGCCUUGAACAAGGUUGGCAGCAGUGAAAGUACUCGUAGAACUAUGGCCGCAAGGCAGUGGUUGGUUUGGCCGCUAUUCUGCGAGGACACGCGCUCUGUGAACUCAUUGUGGCCAACGUAACGCGCCAGUUUGACUGUCGCGCGCCGUUUUCGCCCCACUCGGAGCCAGCGCUUCAUCUUCGAGCCCGGUGCAAUGUGGCCUUAGCUCUCACACUCGUCUUGUUUGUGUUGUUGUUCUUUCAAGCAUUGACGUAUUUGACUAGACGCGCACGAGCCGAACUCUGAACGACCAGACUGUUACGUCACACUGUGCUCUGAGUGCAGCGAACCUCUCUGUAUGCCCCGCGCAGGACUGUGGUCUAGAACCGUUCGUUGUUUUUACGUUUGUACGUUUUUAAGACGCGUUGUGAUGUUUCAUUUCUUUAUGGUUUGUGGCGAUUGCACUGUUGCCGCGUCAGCCUUACAAAUCUCGUUGACGUGGUUUUUCAAGCCGCAGCAAGCUAAUCUUUGCGGCAUGAGCCCAGCGUUUUCUAUUAAUACAGAGGCAUUUGCGUAUGCUGGGACGCACACGCGUGAGCAUCGGCUGCUAGCUCGCCAGUGUAUUUUAUCGUGAGUGCUACAGAUAAUGUCAUCGACAUUUUUGCCUCUCGCGAGCACUUGUUAGAUAACUUGGCUGACCAAAGGUCUCGUACAUCCCACCAAUCGUAGCCGCCGUUUCAUCUUCGCCCAUGCAGCCCGGCGGUAGAUCGCAACACGUCACCACUAAUUGUGCAAUGGAAACUGCGUGUAACUUGGUGCUUUUCAUGUAUAGAUAUCGGAAUAAGUGGUGUCGACCCAGAUUUUCUAGCCGAGAAGCGUAGCAUCAGUACUACCAGCGUCAACUGCAAUGCUUUGGGUAUAUCCGAGUGGAAAGUGCGAGAAAAAGAUACCUUAGCGGUUUUCGUGGCGUUAUUGGCUCGUAACUCGCGUCUGCAUUAGACGCUAUUCUGCCAAAUCUUGCAUUCGUCGUCGUUGCCAGUAGUUGCGAGGUAGACAGUCAUCUGGAGAACGCAGUAUCUCUUUCCUCUGCAAGCAAACCACUGUCUAGACUGACGAAGGCGAGGGUCCAAUAUCGACGCCACGGUGAAACCGCAGUGAGUCGGCAGGAGACGACUCACACACGAAGCCAAAGACGUGCACAGAAGCUUUAGCGGCGGCCCUUAUCAAACACGGGAACCGACCAUGUCCCUUCUUUGCAGAGAUUUCGUAACACAAGAGCUGGCGUAUCUUGUCCCGGAGCUAGUGGUAUUUAUGCGCACUCGUUUUAUAUAUUUCUUUUUAUUUUUCUUGGACUCAGUCAAGCCUUUGUUACCGCCUAGUCCCCUAUGAUUUGUGCUAUGUCCGCUGUCGGUACGUGCUAGUCCCAUUCUUCGCCUAACAAGCAGCCGUUCAAAGCCUUCCAUAGAAGAAAAAAAAUAAUAAAGGAUCUUUUCUCGCCUCUGUCAUCGCCACGCGGCGCGCUGAAACUAGUGUGCAUUCUAUAGACCAGAAUUUUCAUCGCUUGCAGGGGGCAGCCAUCUUUGGCGGGGGGCUGCUGGUCAGGCGGAUCGGACCACCGCGAUAGCAUCCGGCUUGUCCUUAUCGCAUGUUGGCCGCCAGUGUUCGCUCUCCAUCAGUUGUGACGUAACCAAUCCCGCAGCCCCUACGUUGGCCGUGCCGACGGGUGGUAACUGGAGGCAAGAUUAUGUAUGCUUACUCCAAACGUGCGUGCGAGACUAGAAAUAAUCUGGUCUAUACAGAUGCACUCAUUGCAAUGGAAUGACGAGGAACCACUUGUUUAGCCCUGUCUUACUGCUCUAUUUUCAGUCGAGUCCGCGUUUCAUAGGUCACGCUAGGAACUGGCAUCUUGCCGUAACGCCAACGUAGGCACAGUCGAUGUAGUUGAAAUACGGCAUGUAGGUGCACGUCCAAAUGUGCAGCCCGUUCGAUUUCGCCCUUUGUUACCUAACGUAACUUCGAACAGUUUUAUCCGCGAUCUUAGAUUAAUCGGACAUAAAAAAAAGAUAUACGCGCUUUACACGCGCAGCAAUACCGCACGGGCUACCAGUAAUCCAACAGCGUCCGCUGCAUGGAGACCGAAAAAGCUGCGCGAAACUGCAUCGAGAGGCGGACGUGUUUUGAAGAGCUAAUAUUCUGCUGCAAGCUGAUAGGGACGUAGGCACCGACCCCAGAAGCGAUGUGAUGGUACAGGUAUUGUUGCUUUCGAGCUCAUUUGUGAUGUCAGCGUUUUUUUUUUCUUUCGAUAUGUGAUAACAGCUUUGCGUGUGUGAAAUGAUGCGAUGCGCAUCGUGCCAGCGUUGCGCGGGCCGCACGAGCCCCAGCAAGCUGGAGAAUAGCACCCCGGUGACUCUGUAGAUACAUAGUGCAUGGCGCGUUUGUGUAGCAAUGUUAGAUCUUGUUUUUCGCGUCUGCUUUCUUGGCUGAUGAGCUACUCGCCCCCGAAACCUACGACCGGUCUUUUAAAAACAGUUAAACUCAGCUUCAUUGCGCGUGUACUUGCUUGUGUAGGCAGGAUUGUCGGCAUCUGAUUCUUGGUCAUUUCUGUCCUUUUCUUCUUUGUGCCAGUGAACAUAACGAACAAUGCGUGUACUUAGACUGUCGUGAGCGUUCGAAUUGUCCUAUUUUUCCUUCCCCGAAUGUCGACGAGCUCAAAAAGAAAGGCCGAGGUCUCGAGAAUGCGCGUGAAUACGUUAGUUACUGCUUGGUCGCCGAGUGGUAAUCUGCAUAAUGGGCAUCGAAUCGAAAUCCCAAGCCAAAUGGCUUUACUGUUACGCCCAUAGAUUAGAAGAAACAAGAAAUGUCGUAUCCGAUGUAGCCGUGUAAACCUCGUUCCGAUUCAUUUCACUCUCGAAAUGGAGCCGGGCUCAUUUCUCUCACGCUGCAGCUAGUUAUCGGCCCCCUAGGGGUGCACUCGUUUGCUCAGCUAACCUUCGUGCUCGACAAGUGCCAACUGGUGUGGUUAAAAUUUUAAAAAGAGCGAACCGUGAACCUUAUUCGAACCUACCACACGGCUGCUACAAGCAACAAAUAAAAAGGGGAGGGACCUACGCGGCUCUUUGGGUGCACAGUAAUAUCCGGGGACGAGUGUCAUCUUCCUCCUCCAGUAGGCCUAUCAGCUGCAUUUGGGACAGCUUCCGUACGACGCCUCGCCGGCGUCAAAGCGUCGUACACAUGUAUUCUCGGCCGACAUUGUUUCUCCCUUUAACACACUCGACAGUGCAUUCAAUGCACCGUCGAGUUGCACACUGGCGCGAGUGCGCGUGCGCCGGCAGGUGUCCGUUCACUGUCAACCUGAUCCGGCGCUCAAUGCGACGCGAGCGCCCUCUCGAGCACACCAUCCUUUCCAUUUUCCCCUCGACUUUUUGGAGUAUGACUCCACCUGUGUACAGACCUGUGUAUCGAACACCUGACUUUGUUUGCGUGUGUGUGUGUGUGUGUGUGCGCGCGCGUGUGCCUGUGUGACGUGGCUGUUGUACUCUCUUCUGAGUGUUCUUGUCUCGGACAGUGCGAAGUUGAUUCUGUUUUGUUUUCCCUUGUUCAUUUCCACACGUGCAAGGAUCGACAAAUGUUACAUAUAUAAAUAUAUAAUAUACAUAACUAUAAAUAUAUAUAUAUAUACAUAAAUGUAAGCGAUGACAAGAGGCAUGUGUAAAUACUAUACAUAAGUAUACCUUCAAGCAAGCUCUGUAUAGCAUACGAACCUUAAGAUUAAAAGCAGCUGUGAGUGCACUGACACUGGCGUAGUGUGUUCACCUCACUUUAACGACCUUGUGCUGUUUCGGGCUGUGGUAGAAAGGGGACGAGCAACACAGUUACAUUGUCAAAAGCCAUAGUUGAACGUUCCCCGUUCCAGGUCAUUUCCCCACCCUCGCGUUUUUUUAUUAUUAUUAAUUUUUGGAGCUCUGUUCAACUUAUUCUGGUGCUAAAACGAAAAAAAAAAACGCAAUUAUUUGGAUGCGACAGCAUUUCGAACAUGCAGUGUUGUUGCUUUCUUUUUUCAUAUAAAAAGGAGAGAGAACUCUUUUUUUUUUUUUUUGUAAGCUCGCAAUAUUACUUGUCUUUAGAUAUACAUAUUUUUUUUUUGUCCGGAUCCCGCGACUUUCACACUCGACAUUGUACAUAUAAUCCCGGUACUCACGUGGGGUAUAUAGAUCACGCGUACAUAUACACAUACUGCGUACAUAUAGCGUAGGUGUGGGAUUUGUUUCUUUCGCCGAUCCCACUUCAACCUUUGAGCGCUAUCCUUUUACGGAUUCCCUGUUUUUAGCUACGCCUAUUGCGUACGUGUCACACAAGUUGCCCAAUAAAAAAAAAGAACGAAAAGACACGAAUUAAACUUUUGGGGGCGUUCGUGCUCCGUCGCGUAAGCUAGCGAGCACAGCUGUCUCAUCAUCGCGUACACAUUUAUACGGGCGCACGCAGCGCGUUAUCUCCAUUAUCUCCUCUUAUCACUGACGUAUAGCGAGAAAGAGAUCAUAGAAACAGCGGCAUCUCCCUUUGUUUUCUUGUAAAAGACUAGGCGAGUAGACGAAACGUUCCCUCCUCCGACGUCACAUUCCUUUACCGUAUUGCUGUCUUGGCCUUUUCGACAAUUUCUAAGGCACGGCAUAGCUUUUGCUAGCUCUCGAUGAGAAAAAUGACAGUUGACGUAGUACAUUAAUUCAUUCCCGCUGGAAGCUUUACCAGCGGUCCGGUUUUAUCUGCAGCGGUUAAGUUCAAUGUCCGACUUAACGACGUCAGGCGCUUCUGAUGCUAAGGUUCGUGCUCUCGUUAGAAAGUCCUUUUCUAGAAACUCCUUCGUCGGUCAACUGAGUUGGCUCCGUCUGUAGCUCAGUCGCCUCCUGUUGAGACGCGAGUUUUUUUUUUUGUUUUUUUUUUCAGUUGUUGAUUUAUGGCAGCUAAAAUGGUGAUCGGAUAACGAGUGCUUGUUUUCUCUUCGUUCAGGAGCUCAAAAAGAAAAGAAAAAAUGCAAUAAUCGGACGCUCUGCUGUCGAAACUUCGUGAUUUUCUCGAAACGCUGAAGGACUUUUGCUUCUCUAUUGACUUCUCAUGUCUGGUCUAUUUAAAGCACCUAAUCUUUUUUUUAUUCGUAUGGAAUAUGUGAUACAUCAACUGCCACUUGGGUGUACAUUAUACAUAUACAUACAAAUAUAAAUAUAUACAUAUAAGGAUAUAAAUAUAUAUAAAUAUACAUACAUUAUGUAACUCAUUGCUUGUUGCCUUCCAUGAAUAUGUACACAGUCAUGCGAAAUCCAUCGACCGUGUGAAUUAAGCGAGCGUCGACAUGGAACCGGGUCUGGGCUCUUGUACUUGCGUCGCCUGGGACUCCGUAUAUCGCAGCAGCAAGGAAAGAAAAAAAAACCAAAAGGCUUUGCUUUUUUUCCCUUCGCUCCGAUGUUUCUUGCCUCUUCUAUAUGGUGCGCUUGUGUUGUGUGUACUUUUUAAGGUUUGCAAGAGGUGCUGCCUCGAAAGAAAAAAAAAACAUUACGGCAGAGAUGUAUGCCUUCCCCUGUGAUGCCACUCGCGUUCACCGUGGUGCGCUGUCUCUCGAUACAAACACGGAGACAUCUUGCCCACACCUUCUCCCAUCCCUUACAACUUCGUGCAAUGUAAUUUAUAAACCAUCAUCUUCCCGCGUCGGUAUCCUUUUUUUUUUCAUUCACCACUCGCUCACUCGCGUUGUUCAAAGAACCAAAGGACUCCUUGUGUACCAUUUUGCUGUCGAGUGUUUUCUUUUUUUUUUCAGUCGCGAUGAGAGAGCGUUUCCUCGCAGUGCAUUUUUUUCUUUGAUUCAUUUGCCACCGUUAACUUACCUGUUACGAGGGCGAUGACAGCUUGACAUUUUUUUUGUUUCGCUCUCUCAUGUGUGCGUGUGUAUGUGUGUGCCCAUGUUAUUAUUGUCAGUUGUCAGUGGCUGAUACCCGUUCGGUGCACCUUGACGCUUUCGCUCUCUCCCCGACCCAGCCGACAUCAGCCCGUAUGCACGCACUUGUCUUUCUUUCUUUUUUUUCGUCUCUAAAAGCAGCAGCGGAUGCGAGAGCUGUGUAUGUUUGAUAUUAAGAAUCCAUAUUACUAUUUUUAUUCUACUUUCAAAUAAUAAUAAAGUUGAUCUUUGCCCGUGUCUCUCAG
Messenger RNA from Rhipicephalus sanguineus (brown dog tick), 11986 nucleotides. Its product is annotated as homeobox protein cut. Gene Ontology annotation, biological process: regulation of DNA-templated transcription. The coding region runs from base 920 to 5548 and encodes 1542 amino acids. Gene Ontology annotation, molecular function: DNA-binding transcription factor activity, RNA polymerase II-specific; DNA binding. Lineage: Eukaryota; Metazoa; Arthropoda; Arachnida; Ixodida; Ixodidae. The record is from RefSeq and is a predicted model, not a curated record. The transcript is spliced from 19 exons.